AUGCAGGGGCCCCCCAGCUCCCUUUUUACUCAGGGGCCUUCGGGGGCCCCCCAGAACCCCUCCUCUACUCCUACUCAGGGGGCCCCCUCCGCUCCUUCUUCCUCUCUCUUUAGUGCCUUCUCUGCAGCUGCUGCAGCACCAGCUCCUUCUUCUGGUGGUAGCAUAUUUGGCUUGAACCCUUCACCCCCUGCAGGGGCCCCCAGCUUGUUUGGUCGGAGCCCCACAGCUGCAGCAGCAGGUCAACAGCAGCCUGCUGCCACAAGCGGCACCAAUCCCUUUAGCAGCAACGGUCCUAAUGCAGGGACCAGCAGGAGCCUUUUCGGGGGUGCGGGCCCACAGGGCCUCCUCGGUUCUGCUGCUGCUGCUCCUGGCAGCAGCGGAACCGCAGGUGGAACAGCUCAAGCUGCUCCUGGUGCAGGUCUAUUUGGGUCAUCCCAGCCAACAGGGGGCUUUUUCGGUGCAGCUGGCAGCACGAGCAGCCAAGGCGCCGCCUCUAGUGGCGCUCCUGGCGCUUCUGCUGCUGCACCUGCAGCAGCGGGAGCAGCAAGCACAGGGCCAGCCCCUUCAUCAGGAGCCCGUGGGGGCCCCCUUUUUGGUUCCAUUGCCUCUGGGAUGAAUGCGGGCCCCAUCUUUGCAGGCAAAGGCCCCUGUGCUGCUGCUGCUCAGCAGCAGCAGCAGACAGGGCCCCAAGCAGUUGCUGCUCCGCAGCCUCUCUUCGGAGCAACACCUCCGGCUGCUGUCCCUGCAGCACCUGCUGCAGCAGCAGGGAUUCCUGCCGGCAGCAACGGGCCCGCUGGGUCUAGCCUGUUUGGGGGCCCCCAAAUUGGGGGGGCCCCAAGUGGAGGUUCCCUCUUUGGAGGUGCUGUUGGGGGGGGGCCUGCCUCUAAGAAGACUCUCUUCGGCACUGUUAAUGCAGGGGGCCCCGUUGGCUCUACCCCAUUUGGGGGCCCUAAGGAGAACAGCAGCACCGUCCCCUUGUUCGGAAGCGCUGCACCUGCUGCAGCAGCAGGUGCUGCAGCACCUGCUGCUGCACCUGCUGCUGGCUCUGGCAGCAGCAUCUUUGGCGGGAGUGUCCCUUCGGGGGGCACCACUGCUCCUGCUGCUGGCAUGUUGUUUGGUGGGGUCCCCCUAAGCUCGGCAACCCCAGCCAAAGGUCUGUUUGGCGCAACACUACCAGCAACAGGAGCAGCAGCCACAGAAGGGGCAGCAGCAGCAAAUCAAUUAAAGGCAGACACACCAGCAGGACCUUCGGGGGGGCCCUCGGGCGCAUCACAGGCCGCCGAUCCAAGGGGCCCCGCGCAACACAGUGGAGGCUUAUUCCGGAGCACUGUAGCAGCAGCAUCAGCAGCAGCAGCAGCACCACAACCACCACCAGCUGCACCAUCAGCAGCAGCAGCAGGACGAAACUCCGGCAGCGGCGGCCUGUUUUCUUCCCUUGAUGUGCCCCUCCACCGCAGCAGCAGCAGCUGGGGAAACACUAAAGAGAGACCCUUCAUCCCUCGCAGUUCUUCUGCUGCUGCUGCCACAGGAGGAGGAGACCCUCCCACCCCUACCGCCACCCCCACCAGUAGCAGCAGCAGCAGCAGUGGUGGUGGUGGUGGUGGCGGUGUGUUGGCAGUACAUGGCCGCAACCGUCUGUAUGUACCUGAGGGGAAGGCUGUGCCUCCUCCUCUACCUGUACCUGUGGGGCCCCAAGCAAACCCUAUGCUGCAUGCAAAGCUCCCUGAGACAGCACUUAUGUUGAGGAUACAAGUGGUGCAGCAGCUACAGCAGCUGCAGCAGGAUGGAGGCGCAACCGGUGGGGCUGCUGCUCUUUUCCCUCCUGCUACAGGUGCAGCAGCUGCGGACAGUGCUGCUUCUGCGCCAGGAACAGCAGCAGCGGAUGCUGCUGCUGCUGGAGGGGUGUUUGUCGGGCAGCUGUACGGCUGCUGCAGCACCGAAGAAAUGUUAGACAAGCAGCAAGUCUCCACUGCCUCUGACUUCGAGCGUUUAGAGGCGACUGUCCCAGGAGACCCAGAAGCCCGCAUCGUGAACGUACACCUGGCGUUUUCUUCGUUUCGGCGUAGCGACGCUGGGAAGCCCUUCAAGCAGUCAGACACUCGACCAGCAGUGUGGUGCCGCCGAGCUGUGCAUGCGCUGCUGACUUACGUUGCGGAUGCUGACCUGACCAAUGGACCUCAGCAGCAGGAUCAGCAGGAGCAGCAGCAGGAGAUGGCGACGCUACCACGAAAGGAGUAUCUGUUCCCUCGAUCUCGUCCUUAUACAUACAUUGAUGUGUAUAACUUUUUGAGAGACAGAUUACGUGCCUGUUGGCAAGAACUAACAGUGCAGCAUGUGUCUCCUCAUCGUGCAUCAAUAGAGACACUUGAGGUCUCUUUUCGUUUUCUUGUUUUGUCUGAGGAGCUGCUAGCAGGGACACCUGGUUUUGAUUCAGUCUCUAAUCAUGGUUUAAUGCAAACAUGUCUAGACAAACUUAUGCAGGGAUACGAGGCGGCCCGCGCCUUCCGCAGCAGACGCGAAGCGGCAGCAGCAGCAGCAGCAGCAGCAGCAGCUGUUGCUGCUGCUGCAGGAGGGGUGGAAGGCAGAGGAGGAGAGGAAGACCCUAAGGCAUUACUUGAUCUUCUUGUCUACAGCAGUCCGUAUGAAGGGGAAUUCUGGGGUUUCCGCCUUCUUAUGCUGCUGUCACAGGAUGCAAGUGACACGGCUGCGGUAUCUCUGCUGCAGCGGCUGCCGCAGCAACUGCAGCAGGACCCUUCUGUGCGUUUUGCCUUAGCUGCCUACCGGGCAUUUAAGACCCUUAACCUCCGUCGUUGUGUGGGCCUCAUGAGGGAGGGGCCCUAUUUAUUAUGCCUCCUCCUUCACAAAUUCUUGCCCUUUGCUAGAGCACGCCUUGUUGCUGCUCUCGUCUUCAACCGCCUAUCUGGAGGCGCAAGAAAUCCUAUCAGCCCUCAACGCCUUGCCCUUCUCCUUGGGUUCGAUGCAGAAAGCAGCGAAAUGUUUUCUGCCUUUCUUGCGGCUUACGGAAUUCGCGUGGCGGUGUCUCCUCGAGGUGCCCCUAUUUGUUUACUUGAGGAGGCAGAUAAGAGUCUCCUUCAGGACUUGUCCUCCUAUAAAAAAGCAAAGGGGCCUAGGGCCCCUUCUCCUUACCUUGCGCCGCCUAGCUACCUCUCCAGGCAGCAGCUGCUCGACCCAGACUAUCCUGCUGCUGCGGCUGCUGCUGUGGCUGUGGCUGGUGCGCUUGAGACACAGGAGCAACGGCAGAAAAGAAGACCGUGCGCAGCGGAAUUGAGCAGGGCCUUUUUUUUCAAGCAGCAGGAGGCCUUAAAGCAACGGCCUGAUCACCAGCAGGAGCAGCAGCCCGAUAAGCAGAGGAAACUUAAACGACUGCAGCAACUCAAACUGCGACAGCAGCAGCUGCAGCUGAGCCACGGGGAACUACGGGUUGGGCACAAUGAACAGCAACAGCAGCAGCAACAGCAGCAGCAACAGCGGCAGCAACAGCACCAGCAACAGCAGCACCAGCAGCAGCAGCCGCCUUUGGCUUCUAACUUCGUAAAUGUUACGACGACACCUGAGGCAGCGGGGGGUAUUGCCUUUGGGUUGCCUCAAGGCAUGCAGCGCAUGCAACGGACAGACAGAGAAGCGCAGAUGCAGCCCCAACAGCAGCAGCAACUUUUGCAGGGGCACCAACGCCCACUGACGCAACCAGAGCAGGGCCCGGCGCAGCAACAACAACAACAGCAACAACAACAACAACAACAACAACAACAACAACAACAACAACAACAACAACAACAGCAACAACAACAACAACAACAACAACAGCAACAACAACAACAACAUCAACAACAACAACAACAACAGCAACAACAACAACAACAGCAACAGCUGCAGCAACAACAGCAACAACAGUGGCAGCAAGAGCAGCAGAAGCAGGUACCGUUCGCUUUCGUGUGGCCACCGCCUGCUCAGGGGAGAGAGGCAGGGGCGGAGCAGCAAACAGCGCGGGUAUCUCCAUAUGUUAGCAAUCAACCUACUGCUGCUGCUGCUGUUGACGCGUCAGCAGUAGUGACAAGGGAUGUAUUGCAGGCACCACCUAAACCAACUGCAGCAGCUGGCGCUACAACAUCCCCAACCACACCGCCAGCAGUAGCGGCAGCAGCAGCGCCAACAGCAGCAACAGCAGCCAUCGGGGGCAGUCCAAUAAUCCAGGCUUCUAGAGAACCGCCGGUUCCCAGUCAAACGGCACCUGCAGCAGCAGCAGCUCCUGCCCCUGCUGCUGCUUCUGGAAAAGGCGAUGAUGUGUCCCGAAGACAAGAGGGGCAUGAGCUGGCUAGAGAGUGCAGAGGUAUCCUGCAUGCACCAGGAGCUGCUGCUGCAGCGGGUGCUGCGACGAGCAGCGCGAGUUCAGCAACUGCUGCUGCAACAGGGAGGCAGCAGCGCGAUUUGCGUAUGCCUGAAGUUAGUGCACCUAAAGGAGACACCAGCGCUGUUGCAGUAGAGUUCGAGGAGACAUUCCCUGGCAUUUUGGGGCUUCGCAAGUGGAGACAGAAGCCCAGUGACAGCGCAUCCCAGCCUGCUCCUGUAGCAACAGCAGCAGCUACUGCAGCAAAAGCAGCAGCAGCUGCUGCUACCGGCAACUUUAUUGAAGCGAUUGCCUCCGCAAGGCCGCCGCCCAGCAAAGGACACGAGGUCGUAGACGAAGCCGCAGUGGUGUGGCAGCAGCAGGAAGGACAACAACAGCAACAGCAGCAGCAGCAGAAAAGUGGCUCUGAGUUGAAGAAGCCUCCAGCGAGAGCCUCAGACGAUCUGGCUGAGGCAACUCACAAGAAUGCAGCAGCUGCUGCUGAUGCUGAUGCAGUAGCAGGGGCUCCUCUGACUGAGACCUUCAAUGUGGGGGAUACCCCACAGGGGGCCCUGUAUGCAUUGAUAUCACCCGAGGAAGAGUUGCUGGCGCUGCUGCAGCAGCAAACUGAGCUGCCACAGCAGCCACUAUCGUCGAUGCUUGCAACAGCCGUUGCUGCAGCUGCUGCUGCCAUGCCGCCAGAUGUUCUUCGUUCUCUCCUAGCUUCGGAUCUGCUGCUCCCUCGCUGCACGCAACGGCAAGAACAGCAGCAGCAACAGCAGCUUUCCCCUCCCCGUGUUUUCUUCAAGGCUGUCUUUUUUUGCCGUCGCUCUUCAAUUGUGGAGGCGCUGUUGUUGCGUGUUGUUGCAGCUGCUGCGUGGGGCACCAGCAGGAACAGUAAGGUAACUUCUACUCCUGUGUUGCUCCACAGCAGCAUUGCAGCAGCAGGGGACAAAAGGGUGCCCUUAGAGGGACACUUGCUGCUGUGGCCGCAGCAGCGGCUCUCCAUCCGAGGGGCCUCACAGCCGCUGCCGUUUUACUGUGCGCUGCAUGCAAUAACCGGCAAGGGAAUAGACACAGCUGCAGCGGGGAGGGCAUUAGAAGCAGCAGCAGCGGCUGCUGCUGGCACAGCACCACUUGCAACACCAAUACAGGAGGAGGUUUGUAAGCUUGACGAAGAAGAAGCCCUUGGGGACGCAGCCAUGCUGCUGCUGCCGUUGCCUUUCCUUGUGGCUUUGCCAGGCAAAGGAGCAGCAGCAGAUGCGCCUGCUGACGAGCCUUGUGGCUUCUGCAACAACACCCUUCCCCCCACGGUGCAGAUGACCGCCUUCCCAUCGGACUGCAGCGCGAGCGGUCCAGCUGAAGCAACAGCAAAGCAACAGUGGGCUGCAGCCACAAAGGAGAUAGCCUACGCCCUCAAGCUCCGCAACAAGAACCAGCAGCAGCAGCAGGCAGGCGCUGCUGUCGCGUGUGUUGUUUUUGCUCUAUCCCUGCCGCAGCGGCUGUUCUGCGAUAUAUCAUCACAAGCGGCAACGGCGACUGUUCCACCGUGCGCUGCUGCAACACAACGCCAGCAGCAACAGCAGCAGCAGCGGUGUCCGCAGCAAUUGGCUAUCUCCGUUGACGACGAAGUGCGCAGUGCAUGUGCAGCUGUGAAGGCUGAAGUCCUCCAGGCUGUCUCCUCGCAGUUCCCAGAGCUUCAAGAUGCAGCUGCAUGCUUACGAGUUCGGUGUAUUGCUGUUGUUCCAUCUCCUGCCCGAGACAGCACCAACACCACCAGCAGCAGCAGCCGCAGAAGCAACAGCAGCAGCAGCAGCGGAAGAUGCUGCUGUACAGACUGCGCGCUGCCGCUUUCGCGGGGUUUGCUGCAGUGUUUCUCCUUAGAUCCUUGGGAAGGGCUGCAGCAGCCCAGCCAGCUAAGCGCGUUGCUGCGGCAGCGGCCGAUGCUGCUGCAGCAGCAGCAACUUCUGUUGUCAGGCUGGGCGAGGAUGUGGGAACGGGCGCUUGCUGCUGCCGCUGCUGCUGCUGCUGCACGCGCAAGGAAGGCACUUAGCGAGUGCCUGGAAGCAGAAUUGCAACAGCAGCAGCAACGCUUGGGACACGAAGGUUGUCUUGAGCAGCUCGUUGCUGCUGCUGCUGCAGGUCCUCUUGCUCGGGUUGCUGCUAAUGCUGCGGUGUCUGUAGAGGCAUUUCGCACAGGAGCAGCAGCAGCAGCAGGGUUGCUGCACAGCUGCAGCGACAGCUUGUGGCAGUUGCCGCCUGUAGAGUGGCUGCUGGGCCUCAUAUGGAGGUUGCAGCACGCAAAGAAGCAGCAGAUGCAGCAGGAGCAACAACCGCAUGCCCUUACAGCUGCUGCACUUGCCGGAUGUUUUCCCUCCGCAGAUACUGAGACUCUCCACGAGUUGGUUAGGUUGUUGCGGCAGCAAGACGAGCAAGACAUCUUGCGUUUGCUCCGCCGAGCGUACAGCAAGGCUUCGAGCUUGUCGCAGCUUGUCGAACUGGCUGCUGCUGCUGCUUCUGCUGCUGGUGGUGCUCGGAUGGAGCAGAUGGAGCAGCAGGAGGCGCAGGCUCAUUCUCUGGAGCUCGUUUUUGCCGCCGCAGUGGAAGCAGCUCGGUGCAGCGCCGCAGCAGCAGCAGCGGCUGCUGCAGCAAAACGUGGACCACUGGUACUCCCCUACUCCACAUGGAAUGUGCUAGCUGCCCCUCCAGUGUAUGUUUGGGGACCCCCAGUGCUGCCUCGCGUGCUUGCCACCGCCGCAACAAUGCUGCAGGAGCAGCAGCAGGCAGAACAGAAGCAUAAAGAGGAGAGGCGAAUGGGGCUGCUAGAGGAGGGUGGAGGGUGUGUGGGGAAGCACCAGCAGCAAUUGCAACAGCUUCAAGGCUGUCAACAACAGCAGUACGAACAGCAGCAGCAGCAGCAAGUACAUCAACAGCAACAGGAGCAGCAGCAACAGCUGCAGAAACAGCGCAGGCAGCUUGCACCUAUGGAGGAGCCCCGAAGGGUGCGGCGGCGAUUGUGUGGGGAAGCAUCCAAGUUGGUUGCGCAGUGCAUGCAAGCAGCAGCAGAGGAGCAGCGGUGCAUGCGCCUGUUGCUGGAACGGCUGCAGGUGUAG
Messenger RNA from Eimeria maxima, 7458 nucleotides. RefSeq names its product SAC3/GANP family protein, putative. The coding region runs from base 1 to 7458 and encodes 2485 amino acids. The record is from RefSeq and is a predicted model, not a curated record. The transcript is spliced from 5 exons. Gene Ontology annotation, biological process: mRNA export from nucleus. Gene Ontology annotation, cellular component: transcription export complex 2; nucleus; cytoplasm. NCBI's taxonomy places the organism in Eukaryota, Apicomplexa, Conoidasida, Eucoccidiorida, Eimeriidae.